Molecule: messenger RNA, 882 nt
Organism: Parathielavia appendiculata
Lineage: Eukaryota; Fungi; Ascomycota; Sordariomycetes; Sordariales; Chaetomiaceae
Exons: 5
Coding region: 1-882 (293 amino acids)
Molecular function (GO): methyltransferase activity
Source: RefSeq, a predicted model, not a curated record
AUGCCCGACUGCGGCGUCCGAAUUGUGCGCGCCGAGCGGAGGCUGCUCCAUCGCGAGUGCUGUCUGCUCGAGUUCGUCCACGCCGACUACGCCGACAACACAAAGGGCAUCUACCAGAGUCUGGGGCAAGGACAUCCUCGCCAAGCUCCAGGCCGCCAGCCGCAACUCGCCGAGCCGACGGUUGCCGAGCCGGAGCUAGUCGGCCGCAUCACGCGCUACCUAGCGACGAACCCGUUCCGGACGCGCGCAUCGCGGCGCCGCUGCGCUCCAUCAGCACGCCCGUCAUUCCAGGCACUGCCCGACCACCUGGGCGAAAACGGGUACCGCAACGAGACGUCCGGCGCGUCGGUGCUGCACAGGGGUUUGGCUGCCGACAAGGGCCUCUUCCCUUGGCUCAAGAAGCGCCCGGACGUGGCGGCCGACUUCCAGAGCCUGAUGGGGGUCCCUAAAAAAGGCAACGGCUUGGAUGUUGUCCCGUUGGACGCGUGCGUCAGUGCCGCCCAUCGAGACCCCGUCCUCGUAGACAUUGGCGGCAACACCCAGCAUCAGCCCGCACGGCUGAUUUGGACCGGAGCCAGAUACUACUACCUGAGGGCGAUUCUGCACAACUGGAACGACUACAAGGCGGCGCAUAUUCUCUCUUCCAUCACGCCGGCUCUGUCCGCCGGCUCGCAGGUGCUGAUCGACGAGGUCGCGGUGCCGGAGACGGGGGCGCCUGGGCGCGAGGCCCGACCUGCAUAUGUUGAUGCUCUUCAGCGCCGGCGAGAUCACCGCGCCGCAGUGGGACACCCUCUUGGACCGCGCGGGCCUGAGAACCGUGAGGGUCGAGCAGCACGCGCCCGCCUACGGGGUUGCGUCAUCUUUGCCGAGCGCAAGGACUGA